Messenger RNA from Bicyclus anynana (squinting bush brown), 10810 nucleotides. It is a transcript of the gene AP-1gamma, whose product is annotated as AP-1 complex subunit gamma-1. Gene Ontology annotation, molecular function: clathrin-cargo adaptor activity. The transcript has 21 exons. Gene Ontology annotation, biological process: Golgi to vacuole transport; intracellular protein transport; receptor-mediated endocytosis. Bases 145 to 2796 code for a protein of 883 amino acids. Gene Ontology annotation, cellular component: Golgi apparatus; AP-1 adaptor complex; membrane coat. Lineage: Eukaryota; Metazoa; Arthropoda; Insecta; Lepidoptera; Nymphalidae. The record is from RefSeq and is a predicted model, not a curated record.
AGAGAUACGUUAUAACUUGAUAUUUGAGGAGUACUGCACCUGAUAAAACACUGAUAACGACAGUUUGCGCUAGUAAACUAUCGCGACAUACUUGUGACAUGUUCUGGUGAUUGUUUUGUUUGUGCCAUAAUUUAAUUUAUUAUCAUGGCAUAUCCCAUGUACGAAGUCGAUUGGAGUGUUCUACCUCCCGAACAGAACAGAAGGUUUAACCCAGCGUUUAACAUUGCCACCAUAAAGCAAGUGGUAAAUGAGGCCAUAGAGAGAGUCGCGCCGGUUUCAGUGCGGAUGCAGACGCCGACCCGGCUCAGGGACCUCAUCCGCCAAAUCCGCGCCGCGAGGACCGCCGCCGAAGAGAGGAGUGUCGUCAACAAGGAGUGCGCGUACAUUAGGUCCACCUUUAGAGAGGAGGAUAGCGUUUGGAGAUGUCGGAACAUAGCGAAGCUUCUAUACAUCCACAUGCUGGGCUACCCCGCGCACUUCGGCCAGCUGGAGUGCCUCAAGCUGAUCGCGAGCCCUCGGUUCACGGACAAGCGAGUGGGGUACCUCGGCGCCAUGCUGCUGCUGGACGAACGCCAGGAUGUGCACCUUCUCAUCACCAACUGUUUGAAAAAUGACCUUAAUAGCAACACACAGUUCGUGGUCGGGCUAGCUCUUUGCACCCUCGGCGCGAUCGCGUCACCCGAAAUGGCUCGAGACCUCGCCUCAGAAGUGGAGCGACUCAUAAAGUCGCCCAACGCGUACAUCAAGAAGAAGGCAGCGUUGUGCGCCUUCAGGAUCAUCAGACGCGUUCCCGAUUUGAUGGAGAUGUUCCUACCCGCGACCAGGAGUUUGCUGACUGAGAAGAAUCAUGGGGUCCUUAUCACCGGGGUGACGCUCAUCACAGAGAUGUGCGAAAACAGUCCAGACACACUGAACCACUUCAAAAAGGAGAGCGGACAGCGCGAGAUUGUGCCGAACCUGGUGAGAAUAUUGAAGAACUUAAUUUUGGCGGGUUACUCACCGGAGCAUGACGUCAGCGGCGUUUCGGAUCCAUUCCUACAGGUUAAAAUCCUCCGCCUCCUUCGAAUACUGGGCAAGAAUGACGCAGAGGCGUCCGAAGCGAUGAACGACAUUCUGGCCCAAGUGGCCACCAACACUGAGACGAGCAAGAACGUUGGCAACACCAUCCUCUAUGAGACGGUCCUCUCCAUAAUGGACAUCAAGUCGGAGAGUAGUCUCCGAGUGCUGGCCAUCAACAUCCUCGGACGAUUCUUGCUCAAUAACGAUAAGAAUAUACGAUAUGUGGCCUUGAAUACGUUGUUGAGGACUGUUCACGUUGAUACAUCGGCUGUGCAGAGACAUAGGACGACCAUAUUGGAGUGUUUGAAGGACCCCGACGUGUCAAUACGUCGCCGCGCCAUGGAGCUCUCCUUCGCUCUCAUAAACGGACAGAACAUCCGCGCCAUGAUGAAGGAGCUGCUCUCGUUCCUGGAGCGCUCGGACGCGGAGUUCAAGGCGCACUGCUCCAGCGCCAUGGUGCUGGCGGCGGAGAGAUACGCGCCGUCCAGCAAGUGGCACCUCGACACUCUGUUCCAGGUCUUGCUGAAGGCAGGCAACUAUCUGCGCGACGACACCGUGUCCAACACCAUACAGAUCGUGUCGGCGGCGCCGGGCGAGCGCCAGGCGUACGCGUCCAUGCGCCUGUGGACGUCGCUCGAGCGCUCCGCCGUGUCCGCUGACGCCACCGAGAAGCAGCCACUCAUACAGGUUGCAGCAUGGACCAUCGGCGAGUAUGGGGACAUGCUGGUGUCGGAGGCGAGCAAUGCUAUAUCGAUGGUUGACGACGAUGGCGUCGAUGACUUCACCCGACCCACAGAGGAGUAUGUGAUAGACAUAUACCAGAAGCUGCUCUGGUCCACGCAGCUGUCCAUCAGCACCAAGGAGUAUCUGCUGCUGUCGCUGGCCAAGCUGUCCACGAGGUUCACCACUCGGCCCAGUCAAGACAAAAUCCGCGUCAUAAUUGACACGUUCGGUUCACAUAUCCACAUUGAGCUGCAGCAGAGAGGGGUCGAGUUGUCGCAGCUUUACAAACAAUACGCGCACCUGCGGCCGGCGCUGCUGGAGCGCAUGCCGCCCAUGGAGGCCGCCGCCGCCGAGCGCGAGCGCGACGACAGCGACACGGAGGGCGAGCGGCCGCAGACCAACGUACAGAACGAGCAGAAUCCGUUGCUGGAUCUGAUCAACGGCUCGGAGCUGCUGUCCAACGGCGACGUAGAGCACACGCCCGUCGCGACCACCAACAACAACUCUAGCACUAAUGAUAUUCUGGACUUGCUGAGUGGGCUGGACCUGAGCGCGCCGAGCAUGCCCGCGCCCGCCGCCGUCAGCGCAGCCAACAACAACCUCGCGGCGCCUUCGCUGCUGCUCGACGGCCUGUUCGCCUCUGAGCCUCCUAUAGCGCAACCACAAGCGGAGUGCGUAGUCCGCGCGCUGGAGCGUAACGGCGUGCUGGUGGAGCUGAGCGCGGUGCGCGGCGGCGACACGGCCACGCUCACCAUGCGCGCGCGCUCCUCCGCCGCCAGCACCGUCACCGACUUCCUGUUCCAGGCCGCCGUGCCCAGGACUUUCCGACUGGACAUGAUGUCGCCCUCAGGAACUGUGCUGACACCGCAAGGUGAAAUAACGCAAGUUCUGAAAAUCAACAAUCCAUCCAAGACGCCUCUCCGACUUCGGAUAAGAGUGUCAUACAGCAUCGACGGCAACCCGAUCCUCGAGCAGGCGGAGGUCAACAACUUCCCGCCGGACCUGUUCAACUGACGCGCGCCCCACCGGCCCCACCAUCACCACCAUCACCAGCUCGGCUGUAUUGACCUAUGAUUAGGUAACUAGUGACUGUCUCGGUUGUUUUGACCUAUGAUUAGGUAACUAGUGACUAUCUCGGCUGUUUUGACCUAUGAUUAGGUAACUGUGACUAUCUCCUCGGCUAUAUUGACCUAUGAUUAUGACCAUAUCUCUUGUGGUCUAAAGUGAAACUAGGUAUAAAGUGAAGGUAAAUGAACUGACUCGUUGUAAUGCUGCGUACAUACUGUACCAGAUAUAAUAGGAAUAAGGGAAAAACUCGUUUUUUUAACUUUAUUGGACCUGUUCUUGUUACCUGUGGAUCGUCAACAGUGGUUAAUGAUCUAUGAUAAGGUAACUAUUGGCGUUUUCCUCUUGGCGUCUAUAUUGGUCUAUGAUUGGGUAACUAGUGAUGAUCUCUCGGCUGUACUGCCCUCCAUUAGGUAAUUAGUGACAUAUUCCUCGGCUGUACUGUUAUUAGGUAACUAGUAGCCGUCUCUGCCAUGAAAGCUCUGCUCGCCUGGCAUGCUGACAAUGAUAUAUAUCGUGAUUAGAGACAUAUUGUCGACCAAGUGGCGAAAUCGAAAAUCUCUUUCGAUGCGUUGAGAUGGUAGAUAGAACGAUUUGCAGACAAAGGAGAAUCCCAGUCUCCAUACAAACUCGGGUCGAAGAAAUUUAAACGAUACAAAACUGAAAAAUUUCCAUAAAUUAGAACAUCUAGGGAGAUCUCAUGAGUUCAAUUUUUAGAAAAAUCUACAUUGGCUAAAUCAGAUAAAUUACUUGUUAAAGUUAUCCGUUUGACAUCAAAUUCAUUGUAUUAUUUAUGUCUAAUUGACAGUUUCUCUAAGGAUUUGACAUUAGUUAUCGAUUUGCAGACAGAGGAGAAACCCAGUCUAUACAAACACAGGUCCAAAAAAUACAAACGAUACAAAGCUAAAAAUUGGCCAUAAAUUUAGGACAUCUAGGGACAUCUCAUGGGGCCAAUUUUUAUAAAAAUCUAUAAUGGCUAAAUCAACUAAAUUACUUGUUAAAAGUGUAUUUGAGGCAUUUGAUCCGAUCUGUUUGAUGUCAAAUUUGUUGCAUUAUCUGUGUCAAAUCUGACAGUUUAUCUAGGGACUUGACAUUAACACACAUUGGCAAAAUCUCUAGGAAAACUAUCAGUUUGACAAUUAAAUGAAUUUGCUUUCAAAUAUCUGCGAUGACUAACAUUCACAUUCAAAUGAAAAGUUAAUAAUGAAAUCAGCUUGUUGUCCCUGUUGCCCAAUAUUACUAAAUUUAAGAUUCAAAUGUAGUAAUCUAGUAAAAAAUACAAGUUUUUUAGUACAAAUCUCAUUUCUGUAUUGUUCUGAAGAGUGGGCCCAAUUUUGGAUUUCUUCUGUAAAAAAUCAUAUUGCAUUGGCCAUUCUAUGCCAACUUUUGUUUAAGCGUUUGUUACUCAACAUCAGUUGAUCUGUUUUUUUUUUAUUCUUGACAAGUUAGCCCUUGACUACAGUCUCACCUGAUGGUAAGUGAUGAUGCAGUCUAAGAUGGAAGCGGGCUAACUUUUGUAGGAAGAGGAUGAAAAUCCACACUUCUUUCGGUUUCUACACGACAUCGUACCGGAACGCUAAAUCGCUUGGCGGUACAUCUUUGCCGGUAGGGUGGUAACUAGCCACGGCCGAAGCCUCCCACCAGCCAAUGUGUUAAUAAUGCAAUAAAACUGUUAAUGCUAUAAGCGCGUUGCCUACUUCAAAGUGAUCGUACUAACUCAGAAACCUUCUCAUACCUAAUUCUGCUAAACUUUUUCUUAAAAACGAAAUCCACCGCCUAACUUGUUUAAUUUUCGAAAAACAGGUACGCUUCUAUAUAAAAAAACAUGUACGCUUCUAUAAAAAAAACAGGUACGCUUCUAUAAAAAAUACAGGUACGCUUCUAUAAAAAACAGGUACGCUUCUAUAAAAAAUACAGGUACGCUUCUAUAAAAAAAACAGGUACAGGCUUCUAUAAAAAAAACAAGUACAGUGUACUUUCUUCAAGUCGUCAAAUUAUCAAAUAGCCCAGAUAACACAACAAGUCACUAAAGUUUUACCAAAAUUGGAUGAAUGGUUUAAAAAUGUAUUUUCAUUUACGGUUAAGUCAUGAUGAUGUUCUAUCAUAGUAAGAUAUAAAAUAUAUAUGGCAGUAGGGCAAAGCUAAAUCUAUUGUAAAGAAAAACUACUAUCUACGGUUGUAAAAAGUAUUAAUUUCUUGACGGCAGCUGUUAUAAUAUAGGUAAAACUGACAGGUUACUGCAACAUUUAGUUGGUACUAUUCUCGUUCAGUAAAUAUGUUUAAUGCACUUUUUGUAACAGUUCGACUUAAAUGUAAUUAUUGACUCAAUCAAACAAAACCUUUUGUUUUUAAAAUUAAAUUUUAAACGCAACAGAAAGCAAUGAAAACACAUCAAUGUCACAGUACAGCAUUGGAGUAGGUAUUUAAUAAUGUGCAUAAAAAACAUGCGUACUUAUAAAGCAAGUAAAACAUACAAGUUGAAAAAAAAUUGUAAAUAGUAAAUUAAUUUUAAAAUUGUCAGUCAGUUCUGUUUUUCUAAAAAUAUGUAUAGACGGUUACUCUUUUUCUUCUUUUUACAUCGGAAAGAACUAAAGAACUAUUUAAAAAAAAAACUUUUUAAACAUCACUACAAAAGUCUUCAUUCUCAAUUUGGUAACUUUAUACAUGUAAAACCUACAUCGAAAAAUAUCCUAUACCAGUAGAUAAAUGCGUAUUUUUAUCACUAGUGCCGUAAACAAAACACUUUUCUCCCUAGGAGAAGAGUGGCAUACUCGAGUAAAUGUUUUAUUUCAUUAAGACUGAAUUAAUGUUACUAUUUUGAUUACCGGUGUUGUAAAGUAAAUUUUUCUCCCUGUAGGAUGAUCAACAAAUGGCCGUUUACUAAUGUUAGGGCAAUAAAUACUAAUGGCAUUGUAACAUAGGUGUUUAUUCAGUACAUAUGUCAUAAUAGUGCGAAAGGCAAAAGUACUGGAUUUCCUAUUAAUAUGUGUGUAAUGUAGAUAUUAGAUUUUCUUCAUUCACUGUCAACAUUCCAAUUUUUAGAUACUAUUUACUUUGUUUUGAAAAUUAGUAUACUGAGGGCCCAAACGCAGAAAUAAUUGGUAUCUUACUAAUGCUAUUUGAAUAUUUAAUUUUUAUUUAUAGUAAUAUUUAAAAUUUGCAUAGCAUAAUAAAAACAAAUUGGCUGUACUAGUUUGCUCAUUAAAUUAUAUAUUUAUAAUAAUUUAUAUUGCAGUGUUAUAUAUUUUUUCUUUAAUUGAUCAUGCAAUCUUACGACCCUGAGAAUUACUUGUUAGUUUGCAUAUUUUUGGUUUGAGCGACAUUUGUGCAUAAAUAAAUAAGUCCUCACAGGCUUUACACAAGGCUUUUAACUAGGGUAGGCAUUUAUAGAUUAUACAAAAUUUCUUCUCCAAUUUACGUUCGUAAUGAUUCACUGAUAGCGAUUGCAAUGAAAUUAGCAAAUGGAGUCCGUUUACACGCACUCGCGUCCGAUAAGUGGAUCCACAUAUUUACUCGUACAGUCUUGUUUGUAAACGUAGUCUGGACGUUUUUUUUGUUAUAUUGUAACAAACGCGUGUUAUACAGUUUGGGCAUACUAAACUUGCAUGUUAUAAAUGCGUUUUCAUGUUAUAUUAGAAGGCCAAGAAAUAUAUCGGUUUGGUUUAUAUGUAAACCGUCGUGUUCUUUGUAAAUAGGAUGGAACUGUUAUAUUGUAUGUAUUUGUAAUGUAACAUACUUAUGUAUAGCGAGUCGGAUUGUGUGGGAAUGUACUUAAUAGAUUAUUUUAUUACUAACAAUAAUAAUUAUUAUUAUUAAUAAAGAAUUGGUCGUGGCAUACGUGUAAUGGUAUUUUAUUAAUAUAUGUAAUGGCGGUUGUGCACUAAAUCCGAGAAAUAUUUAUAAAAUACCAUAUCCUAUAUCACGACCUAUGUGCCGGUUACUAUAGGCAUACACGGCGUCUUUGUUAGGCCAAAUAUAUACACUCCGAGGCACAAUUAUCCGCACACUUUAAUAUACUCGCGUCAUAUUAAAGUGGGCGGAUAAUUGUGCCUCUGAGUAUAAUAUGAACCACAUGAGCAAAACCAAAAGGUUGAUUGCAUGCGUCAAGACAUAUUAUCUCGUGAAGAGAAAAAGGUAUAUUGUCGACCAGUAGCGGCAGAUUUGAAAUUAUUAAAGAAGGAAUAGAGAAAGAGAGCGAUAUUUGAACUAUUUUCGAGUCCACCGCUAUUGGUCGACAUUUCUCUUUCUCGAGAUGAGAAAGAAGUCGUGGUGCUCAUAAUGAUACUAAGGGCCUACACGUGUUUCUAAGCAAUACUAAGAUUGUAUUUGGUAUUGGUUGACACGGCAAGCGUUGCGUGUUAGUAAGUACCCGUGCGAUAAUAUUUAAUUAUAUAAUGCGUGUGAUACACCCAAAUAGUUAUAUUUGUGAAUCCUCAGGAAUCAAAAAUGUAGUCGAUUGAAGCGUUUGCAAGUUACGUUUUUCAUUAUUUAUAGAGAUUAAGUGGAUUUUAUACCAUAAAGAAGAGGUUCUCAUACUCGAGAAAAUCUUGCAAUAACUUAGCCUUUAAAAUGUUAGGACCAGCGCGCAACAGAGUGAUAAACUAUGCAAGAUUGUCCGUGAAUAAUUAACUUUUGUAUUCAAACAAAAGUUUAACUUACAACUGUAAUUUCAAUAGUAUUAAAACUAUAUUUAGGAUCCAAGUGCAAUUUGACACUCUGUUGUCUGUGAUCCUAUUCGCAUAGGAUCACAGCUGUCCGUCUUACGUUGUAUAAAUAUCACUAAUUAUUGAAUAUUGCAUAGGCUUUACUUUGCAGAAGUUUAAUUUAACAAGGAAUAAUAGAAUUAUCCUAUUGCAAAGUUUAUUUUGCAGUGAAUGCAGCGAAAUUAUUCAGUUGCAAAGUGGACUUUGCAAUUGAAUAAUGUCAAGGUACUCUGUUGCCGGAGUGAAACUAGUAUUUAUGUAUUUAAUAUCUAUAUAUUAACGCUGGUUAUGUUACAUUAGGAGUAAUUUUUAAUUUAUAUUUUUUUUUUGUCAUGAAACAAAUCAAUCAACAAACAUAAAGCGUCCAUAUUUUAUAAUUGCGAAUUAUAAUUUAUUGUUCAAUACAAUUGAACGUCUAGGGAUAAUAUUGGGAGAUUACACAAUGAUCGUCAAACUGACACUCUCUAUUGGCCUAUUCACUAUUUUGGUCUUUAUUAUCAACCUACUAAAAUGAACAUAAAAUCAUUUGACAAAAUGUCAUUUACCUACUGAGUAAUAUCCACCAGUAAGCACCAGAUGACAUUUGUUACGUAGAAUCUCAAUUUCGUAUAUGUCAAUUAGCAUACGUCAAAUGUAGUGAUUGUGCCAUAUCUCAAUAUUAACUCUAGAUGUUCAAUUAUAUUGUCAAAUAUUGCCAAUUGGUGUAGACGCCUAAAAGUUGACAACGCGCUAUUCUGUAAUUAUGUAAAAAUACAUUUUAGUGUGAAACACACAAACAACACAAAAAUGAGCCACAUCAUUCAAAAAAUACAACAUUUUUACGUUAACCUCGAUCCAAACUAAAUUAUCCGUUAAUAAUAUGCAACAAAAUAUGUAGUUUUAUUUUCGACAAAUAUUUGCCUUGUCAUUAUUAUAUAGAUUUAUUGCUUCAAACGCUAGGUAUUUUAUAUUAUAUUUUAGGUUAGUCGUUCCUUUUAAGAUUAUGAGAAUUUUAUAUUGCAGUGACGAUUUGUAAAUACACUAUGAAAUGAAAUGGAUCAUUAUAAUAUAGAAUGAAAUAAUAAAUAAUGUAUAAUUAUAGAUAUUCCACGUUAAAAUAACUUUUUAAGUGAUUAAUCAAUAGACAAUAAGAGUCCACGUGUUUUUAAUCUUUACUAUCUGUAUUACUGAAAUUCCACCUUUAAAUAUAUUAAUGUUAUGGUCUAUUGUGGUUAAUCACUUAAAAUACUUUUCCAUCACUCACAUACAGAGUAUUAUAAUUGUGUGAGACACACACACAAAAAUUUCGUCAAUAAAGUAGGGUAAAGUUGCAUAAAAUCAUAUUCUAUAAGAAAAUGUAUAUAAUCAAAGAUUUUAUACUGUUGAUGAGUCCACUUCCACCUCCAAAUGAUUCGGACUAUUAAUUAAUUUUAAAUUUAUUAAUUAUUUAAAAAAAAGAAAAUGAAUAUUUUUGGGUUAAAUAAUAUUUCUUUUGUUAAUAUUAUUUAUCCCGAAAAUAUUAAUUUUAGUUCCUUGAUCUUUUUUAAUUAAUUUUUGGUAAAGAAUAUAACACCAGAGUUGUGGGAAAUACUCUUGAGCACCCUAUAUAUACAUAAAUAUGUAAAGUUAGUAAACACAAAAUUGUGUAUGUAUGCAGUCAGUGGAGUAGCAAAAUUCGGAUCACUUUUUAUGGUGGUUUUGUAGGCAGGUAUCAGGUAACAUAUCUAAUGGUAUAAAAUCGUUGACUAUAAUAUUUCCAGGAAAGCACAAUACUACCCUACUAUAUUGACCAUAAUAUCGCCCGUGUGUGGCUAGCCUAAGGGCAAGACUUUAUUUGUUCACCUUUCACAUACUUUUUAUGUUGAUAUCUGAGAAUUGAACUCGGUUUUUAAACAGUUCUUAUAGUGUAAAACGGUCUUUAUUUAGUUUAUUUUAUUCCCAAUGUAAUAUUGUACGGGACGUUUUUAACAAUUAAAAUUAAUAGGCUGUUAACAUUAUUAUUAUUAAAACGUUAUUUAUGUUAAUUAUUAACCAACACAGUUUAUACACUUUUAUUGUAAAUUACUGAUAAUAAUAAUACAUGAUUUAUAACAAUGUAAUGUGUUACACAUUUUUAUGUAUAUCCAAAAAAUCUAGACUUUAAUUUGAAUGCAAGUCAAGAAAAUUAUGCUAUAAAUUGCAAUUACCUUGGCGAUCUCGAAUUUUUUAUUUCAGUCCAAAAACUUGAAACAGAAAUGCGAAAAUAAUAAUUAUCAUUCAUUAAUUGUUAAUUAUUUAUCCAAACAUAAAAAUGGCACAUGUGCAUUGGCUCAUUUAUUUCUGUAAAGCGUGGACUUGAUCUUUAAUAGUGUAAAGAGCUUGGAAAAAAUUAUAUCGCGAUUUGGUGCUUGUUUUACCUUAGUAUUGCCACAGUUUGACGACCAUACAGUAUGGAAAUUACCAAUACAAUCGUUGACUAAAUAUUUAUUUAGUAAUUAAUCGCCAUCAUAUCUAUCUGUAUUAAUAUUAUAAACAGGAAACCGAUAGUGGUGUGGAUUUUCAUCCUCCUCCUAUUAGCCCGCUUCUAUCUUAGAUUGCAUCAUCACUUACCAUCAGGUGAGAUUGGAAUCAAGGGCUUGUAACUUGUAAAGAAUAAAAAAAGGAAAGAUUUGAUUGUUAGUUAGUUUGCAUUGAAUAGGAUCUGAAACUACUGGGUGAAUUUAAAAUUCGAUUACCAUUAGAAUCCUACAUUAUCCGUGGCGUAUGCUAUAUUACAUAAAUAGAAAUCUUAUGGCACGCUUGGUUGGAAACAUUUAUAAAAUUCUCAUGUUCUAGUCAAUAAUAUUAAUAGACUAGAAAUUUUAAUAAUUCAACUUCACUUAAUUUAAUUUAUUUACUUAAAAAUUUCAGACGACAUGCAACCCUCGCUCAGUUAUUGUGAAAAACGCACUGUCAGUACACAUGACAAAUCAUAUUAAUAAAGUGCCAUUUUAUUUGAUCUGAGUAUCAAUACUAGAUUUGAUAUGGGGUCUUGUUUGUAGUGGCAUCAAUUAUUUAUAUGAAGAAAAUAUGUUUUUAUAUUUGAACUAACCUACUUCCAAUGAUAUAAUAUCUUGUCAGUGGUUAUUGGAAUUAAACUCCAAACUGUAUGUCCGUCACACUGUGGUAUCUGGUUGAAUAGAAGGCCCUCCAGAAUGUGAGAUGUUAUGAUUUAAUGUAUAACUUGAUAAUGCUAUGAAAUAUGUAAAUAAUGAUUUUAUGUAAAUUGGUUAAUAAAUAUUUGAGAAUGUUUAUAUAAUCAA